AUGUCUUGGCAAGCAUAUACAGAUAACUUAAUUGCAACAGGUAAACUUGAUAAAUCUGCCUUAUACUCGAAGGCUGGCGAUUCCUUGUGGGCUCAAAGUGGCAACUUUCAAUUGGAUCCUAAAGAGAUCAGUGAAAUUGCUAAAGGGUACGAUGACCCUUCUAGUUUACAAGCACAUGGAUUGCAUGUUCAGGGCCAGAAAUAUUUUUUAUUAAGAGCUGACGAAAGGUCUCUCUACGGUAAACAUGAUGCAGAAGGGGUGAUUGCAGUUCGAACUAAACAAGCAAUUCUCAUAGCACAUUACCCAGCAAAUGUUGUGCCCGGAGAAGCUACGACUAUCGUUGAAAAAUUGGCUGACUAUCUCAUUAGUGUCAACUAUUAG
Priceomyces carsonii is the source of this 381-nucleotide messenger RNA. It is a transcript of the gene PFY1, whose product is annotated as profilin. Gene Ontology annotation, molecular function: actin monomer binding. The record is from RefSeq and is a predicted model, not a curated record. The transcript has a single exon. NCBI's taxonomy places the organism in Eukaryota, Fungi, Ascomycota, Pichiomycetes, Serinales, Debaryomycetaceae. Gene Ontology annotation, cellular component: cell cortex. Bases 1 to 381 code for a protein of 126 amino acids.